AUGGCGCUAUAUGGGACUUCUGACGCCUUGAUGUGCAAGGCGUUCCCAACGACCCUAAGGGGACCGGCCCGCGCAUGGUACAACGGCCUGAAGACCGGGACCAUCUCUUCCUUCGACCAGCUCGCUCGAGACUUCAAGCUCAACUUCCUGGCCUACGCCCGUCCGAAGCCGUCCGUGGCGAUGCUCCUCGGACUCCACCAAAGGGAGGACGAGCCCCUCUCCCACUUCGUAAACCAUUUUACGACGCAGAUCCGAGGACUCUCAGACGCUCACCCUUCUCUAUUGAUGCAGGCGUUCAUGAUAGGCCUGCGGCCCUCCAGGUUCUUCUGGUCUCUGGUGGAGCGACCCCCCACGACGGUACCCGAGAUGCUCCAGCGGGCGAGCCAGUUCGUCGCUGCAGAGACAUGGAUGGCCGGGAAGCGCGAAGAGCACAAGAGGGUCAAGACGGAGCCGCCCCGGCAGCAGCAACCCGCUACGUCUCGGCGUAGGUUGGACAGAUCCGACCCACCGACAUCGAGGCCCCCUCUCCCAGCCUUGAACUCGUCCCGAACGGAAAUAUUCCUCCACAUAAGGGAAAAGGGACUGCUCAAAGAACCUUACCCGAUGAGGAAUCCGCGGGCGCUGGUGGACCAAUCGAAGUACUACCGCUUCCACCGGCAACAUGGGCAUGACUCUGAAUAG
This is a messenger RNA of Musa acuminata AAA Group (dessert banana), 681 nucleotides long. RefSeq lists its product as uncharacterized. Bases 1 to 681 code for a protein of 226 amino acids. The transcript has a single exon. The record is from RefSeq and is a predicted model, not a curated record. NCBI's taxonomy places the organism in Eukaryota, Viridiplantae, Streptophyta, Magnoliopsida, Zingiberales, Musaceae.